AUGUUCAAAUUCAUCACAACACUUCUCGCCUCGCUUAUGGUGGCUCCGGCCCUCGUCGCCGCUCAAGCGGUCGCCACUCCACCUGGGUUUAAUAUCCGACAAGAGCGCCGUUACCGUCACCUUCAGUCAGUACUGGGCAGAGGCGGACCCGGCAUUCCCAUCAGUGCCAAUCGUAAGAAUUGUCAACUCACAUUCGGCGUUGCAAUCCCUCAUGGUUUUUCUUUCGGUCUUGCGACGGUCGAUUAUCGCGGCUACUACUUCCUCGACUCGAGAGUGACUGCCACCCAGCAAACCAUCUAUUACUUCCAAGGUCAACUUGAACAAGCCACCGCCCGCUCCAAUCUAGCAGGACCAGUGGACGGCAAAGACUACACCUACCGUGAUUCCUUCGAUCUCGUCGCCGAAGUCAAGAGUCCGUGCGGUGCAACGACCGUCCUCAACAUCGGGAGCGAUAUCCGGGUCAGCAAUAGCGCCAACAGAGCUGGGAGCGGGUACAUUGCCACGGAUUCGAUCGACACCACCCUCAAGCAGACCUUCAGCUUCCAAUGGCUCAAGUGUUGA
This is a messenger RNA of Cyclocybe aegerita, 561 nucleotides long. Lineage: Eukaryota; Fungi; Basidiomycota; Agaricomycetes; Agaricales; Hemipholiotaceae. The record is from the annotation of a GenBank genome assembly.